GAAAUGUUUACUGUGAUAUUUGUUCCCACGAAGAUUUCUCAAGGGCCCAUAACUUCAUUUCUGGUCAGCUGUUUUACUACUUGUGAUUUUCCUUCCAGGACUUGCAUUUUGAUCUGUUUAGGCUGAUAUUUAUUACUCACGUGUUCUGUUUUUCUGGGAUUUUGUUUGUGCAGGUGCAUCAGUUGCAGUUGAAUGCAAGGAUGGGGAUUUGAUGCCGAGUUUUCGACAAGAAACGAAGACCAAUGAGCAUGGAGAAUUCAAGUUUCGUUUGCCAUUCUCGGUUCCCAAACGUGUGAAGAAAAUCAAGAGAUGUUCGGUGAAACUUGUGAGAAGCAGUGAGCCAUACUGUGCAGCUGCCCCAUCUGCAACUUCAUCGUCACUCAAUCUCAAGUCAACAAACCAAGGAACCCAGACUUUCUCAGCCGGGUUUCUCAGUUUCAAGCCACUGGAACAACCAAAUCUUUGCAACAAGAAACCAAGUGCUGCAGAUUCCAAGGAAUCCAACACCAAAAGCACCAUGGAAUUUGGGCAGCCGAACUAUCCCGUAUUUCCACCUCCACUUGCACCACCACAGCCUCCUCCGUUGCUUCCAAAUCUGCCUCCAUUACCUCCACUCCCCCCUCUCCCAUCCCUUCCACUGCCCCCUUUUCCACCUAUUCCAGAAAGGAAUUAG
Molecule: messenger RNA, 673 nt
Organism: Hibiscus syriacus
Lineage: Eukaryota; Viridiplantae; Streptophyta; Magnoliopsida; Malvales; Malvaceae
Product: RNA-binding protein 12-like
Exons: 1
Coding region: 212-673 (153 amino acids)
Source: RefSeq, a predicted model, not a curated record